Molecule: messenger RNA, 567 nt
Organism: Auanema sp. JU1783
Lineage: Eukaryota; Metazoa; Nematoda; Chromadorea; Rhabditida; Rhabditidae
Source: the annotation of a GenBank genome assembly
AUGAAGGUUGUCGAAUCAGCCGACUCUGUAGUCUUCCCAGAGAAUGUUACUUUCUCUGUAAAGAACCGUAUUGUCCGUGUCAAGGGACCACGCGGAGAGCUCGUCCGCAACUUCCGUCACCUUCAUAUGGAGAUGGAGAGAGUCGGAAAAAACACCCUUCGUGUUCGCAAGUGGUUCGGAGUCCGCAAGGAAAUCUCUGCCAUCCGUACCGUCUGCUCUCACAUCAAGAACAUGAUCAAGGGAGUCACCGUUGGAUACCGUUACAAGAUGAGAUCUGUAUAUGCCCAUUUCCCCAUCAAUAUCACCAUCCCUAACAAGUCUACCGUUGAAAUCAGAAACUUCUUGGGAGAGAAGAUCGUCCGCAAGGUUGAUCUCCCAACCGGAGUUCUCGCUGUCAUCUCUACCGCCCAAAAGGACGAGUUGAUCAUUGAAGGAAACGACAUCCAAGACGUUUCUCAAGCUGCUUCCCGCAUUCAACAAUCCACCACUGUUAAGGAGAAAGAUAUCCGUAAGUUCCUUGACGGUAUCUACGUUUCUGAGAAGACCACCAUCGUUCAAGAAAACUAA